This is a messenger RNA of Pygocentrus nattereri (red-bellied piranha), 2711 nucleotides long. RefSeq names its product carboxypeptidase X (M14 family), member 1a (gene cpxm1a). The record is from RefSeq and is a predicted model, not a curated record. Gene Ontology annotation, molecular function: zinc ion binding; metallocarboxypeptidase activity. Gene Ontology annotation, biological process: proteolysis. NCBI's taxonomy places the organism in Eukaryota, Metazoa, Chordata, Actinopteri, Characiformes, Serrasalmidae. The transcript is spliced from 13 exons. Bases 21 to 2177 code for a protein of 718 amino acids.
CUCACUUCUGCAGAGUCAAAAUGCUCGGACAAAGCAUUAGCCUGGCGAUCCUGCUGUGCUUUGUCUCCACAUCGUUUGAAAACGGCACAUUCGAAGGUAAUUCGACUGUCACUGUAUUCAGCGAUGGAAAAUCUUUGGAAAAUGGAUUUUUUAAUGAUGGAAAACUCAAUGAGACCAAAGUGGAGGAGACAGCAGAAGAGAGGGUGAGGGUCCCUGAGCUUCCUGAGAAGAAAGAAGAGACAAGAAAAUCCGACUGUCCGCCAGUGGGGCUGGAGUCUCUGCGGGUGUCUGAUUACCAGCUGCAGGCAUCCUCAUCGCUGAGAAGUGGGUUAGGCCCCCACCGAGCACGCCUCAACAUACAGUCAGGUAUAGAGGAUGGAGAUGAAUAUGAUGGAGCGUGGUGUGCUGGUCUAGAAGAUCAUGAGCAAUGGCUGCAGCUGGACGCUCUAAAGCCUACUCUCUUCACCGGGGUCAUUCUGCAGGGCAGGAACUCCAUCUGGAGCUUGGACUGGGUUAGUACAUAUAAGGUGCAGUUCAGUAAUGACACGGAGACUUGGAGCCCCUGCAUGAACGGAUCACAAGAAGUGGUAUUUGUGGGGAGUCAGGACCAAGAGACCCCUGUGCUGGCUCUGUUCCCUGAGCCCACAGUAGCUCAGUUUAUCCGCAUCAACCCACAGAGCUGGUUCAGCAACGGCACGAUCUGCCUUAGGGCUGAAAUUCUCGGCUGCCCCAUGCCAGAUCCUGACCACCAGUACCCCGUGGAGCCUGAGAGGGUUACUACAGACAAAUUAGACUUCAGACACCAUAAUUACAAUGAAAUGAGAAAGUUAAUGAAGGCAGUCAGUGACGAGUGUCCUAAGAUUACCCGUAUCUACACUAUUGGAAAGAGUUACACUGGACUUAAGCUCUACGUCAUGGAAAUUUCAGAUAAUCCUGGAAAACAUGAACUGGGUGAGCCAGAGUUCCGCUACGUAGCUGGGAUGCAUGGAAAUGAGGCUUUGGGUCGGGAGCUGCUGUUAAAUCUUAUGCAAUACAUCUGCCACGAGUACAAACGAGGCAACCAGAGAAUAGUUCAGCUGGUGAAAGACACGCGGAUCCACCUCUUGCCAUCCAUGAACCCUGAUGGAUAUGAAGCAGCAUAUCAGAAGGGUUCCGAGCUUUCUGGCUGGGCUUUGGGUCGCUACAGCUUUGAGGGCAUUGACCUGAACCAUAACUUCCCUGACCUCAACAACAUCAUGUGGGAUGCUCAGGACCUGGCAACAGACAAGAAGAAAGUCAGCAAUCACUACAUCCCCAUACCAGAGUACUACACCACAACUGAAGCCACUGUUGCGCCAGAAACCCGGGCCGUAAUAAACUGGAUGCAGGAUAUUCCGUUUGUCCUGAGUGCUAAUUUCCAUGGAGGAGAGCUGGUGGUCACUUAUCCAUUUGACUGUACGCGGGACUGGAUCCCCCGUCAGGACACGCCUACUGCUGAUAAUGACUUCUUUCGCUGGCUGGCAGCUGUCUAUGCUUCCACCAAUCUGGCAAUGGCAAACCCAGAUCGCAGAAUAUGCCAUUAUGAGGAUUUUCAGCAGCACAACAACAUCAUCAAUGGAGCUGACUGGCACACUGUCCCAGGAAGUAUGAAUGACUUCAGUUACCUACAUACUAACUGUUUUGAGGUGACUGUAGAGUUGUCAUGUGACAAGUUCCCUCAUGCCAGCGAGCUUCCUGUUGAAUGGGAGAACAACAAGGAAUCUCUUCUUCUCUACAUGGAGCAGGUGCAUAGAGGUCUAAAAGGUGUGAUCAGAGAUAAAGACACUAAAGAAGGCAUUGCAAAUGCCAUCAUUAAAGUCACAGGGAUGGACCAUGACAUCAGAUCAGCUGCUGAUGGUGAUUACUGGCGCCUGCUGAAUCCAGGUGAGUACAGGGUGAUUGUGUGGGCAGAGGGCUACUUCCCUCUGGUCCGCCGCUGCUCUGUGGGCUCAGAUCUGACGCCCACCAUCUGCGACUUCAGCCUCACCAAGACACCACGUGAACGCAUCAAGCAGAUCCUGGCCAAAGGGGGGAAGCUUCCACGGGAUGAGCAGCUCCGCCUUCGUGCUCUACGAAUGCGUAAACUCCGGGUCAGCACCAAGAUCCUGAACCGCCGUCGUGAACAGCAGCAACGUCGUGCCAAAGCCAAGAGAAAGUGACUGACACAUUGAUGCUGAUGGCAAAGAGACCAGGAGCCAGGCACUGCUUACAAAGAAUGGGGAAAGGCUUAAAUAGAUGGAACCAAGAAAGGUGGGAAUGAAGGUUUUUUGACUUCAAGUCUUCUGUACAGAUGCACUGCAGUUAGUUCUGAACUCGGGACACUGUUACUUCUUACUUCUCCCUGACUUAGCUGGUGAUAUUUCUUAAGGGCCAACAAUUUUUGAAUUGAACCCAGCAAAAGGGACACACUGAUGAAUGAUUACCUUACUCAAACCACCUGGUCUUCAGAGUUAAAUCUGCCCAUCCCUGCACAGCACAAAAGGUCUACCUGUGACCAGCUUUUAGACACUGAAUGUAUUUACUGCCAAUGCAUGUCUACAACUGACUCCUAUUGGAGCUCACCAGUGAGAAUCUGAGGGUGUAGCUGGUUUUCUACACUCCAAACAUUUUUGCAUCACCAAUAUGUAACUAAAUGAAUUUUUGUAUCAUAUACUCUAAUGACAAAUAAAACUUUGUCUUAUUCGUCGGCUUUA